Alternaria arbusti is the source of this 2685-nucleotide messenger RNA. RefSeq lists its product as uncharacterized. Lineage: Eukaryota; Fungi; Ascomycota; Dothideomycetes; Pleosporales; Pleosporaceae. The transcript has a single exon. The coding region runs from base 1 to 2685 and encodes 894 amino acids. The record is from RefSeq and is a predicted model, not a curated record.
AUGGCUCAGCUUAACCGUCAGCAGUCGCCUACAUCCACUAUACCCGAUGACAUCAACAUCGCACAUACCCCGCGAAAGCUACCCAACGAGCCCGUCAUCUCCCCGGGCAGAGCGAACAUCACCAGCCCAUCGCGCGGCAUCCUCGAGCAGGUAUUGGAGUUCAAUCGCAACUUCCAGCCCGACGAGCCUGGCGAUACCAUACCCAACACCUACAACCCCGAGGAAUACGUACAGAGCGCUACCGAGGUGGCUACUCCAAGCGUUGGGAAUACUCCAGAUCUGAGUGCUGCUGAUCGGGCUGUACAGGACGGGAAGGACAUGAUUGACGCAAUGAAGCGCAUCACCUCGGAAAUCCAACAGCAGUCGACUAGCUCACCUGAGCGGCAGACAUAUGGCACAGUUCCCACCCAGCUCUUGCCGAAGAACGCUACUGCAGGGCCACAGGAACAGCUGCAAACCCUCCUCCAAUCGGCUCCACCACAAGGUCUCCAGAAGCUUGUCUCCUACCUUGCCCCUCUCCAUAAUCUGCUGAACUCGAUACCCAAUGUAGCCAAAACCAUGCAGGAACUUGGUAGCCGCCUAGACUUGCUGGAGAAUGGAUCUUUCAACUACGUUCAGCCGGAAGAUCUUAACAACACCUUGGAGAUGUACGAGGGUAGGCUAAUCGACGUGGAGCAUCGCAUGGAUGAGCAUGAACGCAUGCAUGAAGCUGUGGACGAGCAAAGUAGCACCAGCUCCUUUAGCCGAAGGCGCAUCGACAACGCCACCACGUCGUUUGGCUCCAAUCACUCUGUUGAUUCCAGCACUUCCUCCGCCCUUAUCCUCGCGGCCAUGGAUCGCAAAGAUACAGAAAUGGAGCUUGAUAACAUUAAAGAGAGAUUGGAUGUGCUGGAAUCCGCGGCGCCACCCACAUCGCUACAGCCUUGGGAAGUUGAGGUUGUCCUACUGCCAUGGGGUCCGGACUUGAAAGGCAUCUGGUUCUCGCCUGAUGAACCCAUGCAUGACAUAGCGAAGACAACAACCCAGAACUCUGAAGAGUGGACCCAAGCUCAUACCUUGAAGACUAUAAAAAGCCUGCCAUUCCUCGGACGAGACUCCGAUUCGAGCCCCUACCCUGGUGCUCGCAACUCGGUCAGAGGAUCUAUACCUAGCCAGGCCGACAACGGGUGGAGUAGCCAGGACAUUAGUAAUUGGGCUUCGGGAUCUACGGAUGACUGGUUGUUUCCCAAAGCUUGUGGAAGCAACAACCUAGUCUACAAGCGACUCCAAAGCAGGGGUUUUGUCCGAGAUGUUACGUUCAAGGGUUCCAGCGCCAAAGAUAUUCAAGAAGCCUUGUCACAUGCAUUUUCUGAUGUCUUCGAUUACCUGCAGUACGACGACAGCGACGAAAACCCUAUGAUCUCUGCCUACCCAGGUCUUCGAGCGCCCUACAUACCACUUCGAAAAGUACUCAAGGAGUCGCGACUACGUUUUCUUACGCCCGCCGAGAUGUCCAGCAGUGCGCUCUGGAAUGCUCAGUUUCUCUCAGCCGGUGUCAUGAUGAGAGUUUCCGGUGGAAAGAAAAGGCUUUACGUCACCGUCCGCGAAGCCUACACCCAGCAAGUCGAUCGCAACGAGUUCGUUGUAAUGGAACAGUCCUGGCCAGAGCUACGCCAACUACCUCGAUAUCAACCCGACCAAGACUCGCAGAUGGAAGGCAACGACGAACAGUGCCAAGCGCAUGUCCCUGAAGCAGAUGCGAAAGAAGCAUGUUGGCAGUUCGUCGAGACAUACGAUGCUCCGCCUGCUAGUGUGCAUUCGUCUUUCGGGAGCAAUCAGUCCGUCCAGCUCUCCAUGCGCCCUGCUGGUCGAAAUUGGCGACGUUCAAUCACUCCCAACUCGAUACUGAAGAACAAGCAACCCCAGCCCAUCUCUCCACUAAGUGAGAACCAUCCGCAACGUCCACUCUACUAUCGCAACCGUACGGUAUCUGCUUCGGUUGUCGAUACCGUCACACCUCGUCAGUCGAAACGUCGCUUCAAUCCCUCCAUCGUUGAGCAAUCCUCCGCCCCGCAGCCAAUUUCACGUGCACCUAGCCUACCAUCAGCGAGAUUGAAGCGACGCCGCGUAACAAACUCUUCCUCCCCACGACCCGAAGAAGCACAUGUAGCGAUAUGGAAUGCAACUCCUCGGCAAUCACGAGAACCGCCUUCACCCUUCUACUCGUCACAACCUGCACUACCACGAUCGAACUCAGACGUCAUGAGCAGACCCAGCCAGCGGUCCGUCGCCAUAGCAGGUAAAUCAACGCCUUUCGCCUACGCAACACCGCACUCAGGACCUUUCCCGGCUGGCCCUGGUUUCAACGCUUACAACAAUGGCGGUGAUACCGAACCGGACGACGAUGACGACGACGCUCACGAUAACGAUGACGGCGAGAAAAGCUGGCGCGGCGUCACCGAUGACGAUAAUGACCAGGACAAUGACAGCGCUUCAAGCUCAGUCCUUGGUGCCGAAACGGGUGCGCAAGAAGGAGCCAGUUUCUCAGGUGAUGACAGCGGGCUUGGCAGUGAUAACGGAGAGGAUAGCGAUGCGCCGUCGGAAGACGAAAGGGAAGUGUAUGCGCAGCGUCCACAUGGUGAAGAGGAUGAAGAUGAAGAUGACGAGGAUGUGUUUGACUCUUUGCUUAGUAUAAUCGAAGCAUAG